CUAUCGGUGCGGGAGGAUUGCACUUCACCAUCGAGCCGCAAGAUGUCGUGGUGGAGCAAGGAGGAGCGGCGAGAUUGGACUGCAGAGCGAAAAGCAUCUUCGGCGAACCCACCAUUCAGUGGAGGACCGACGAUGGCCAGCUGGUAACAUACAUCGGAGAUAGCUAUCGGUCACAACUGGCCAACGGAUCUCUUUACAUCAGCAGCGUUUAUUCCGGCAGUCCAGAAUUGACCGGAAGUUACCAGUGCUUGGCAUCUGUCGACAAUGUCGGGGCCAUUGUCUCUCGCACCGCCACCAUCAAACUUGCCAGUCUACCAGGGUUCGACAAAGAACCUCAAGAUACCAUGGUCUAUCCAGGACAGAUCGCGUAUCUUAGUUGUGCUUUGCCGACGUCGUCUAACCUCUUGAGGAUUCAAUGGCUCAAGGACGAGCACCCGCUUUUGCUGGACGAAAGCCGCAUGACUAUCCUGCCAUCAGGAGCCCUGGAGAUCGAUGAGGUUAGAGCGCAGGAUGUUGGAUCGUAUCGAUGUAAUGCAAGUGGCUUCGGACAGUAUAGGCUUAGCAACAAGGCGCAGCUCACAUUGUUAACCAGUGAUAUAGAUCAAGGACAAACUCGUCCAGUGUUCAUCGCAAGGCCUACGCAACAAGUUGCUGUCGAGGGAUCGAACAUCACUCUUGAGUGUGCAGCAAAUGGAAAUCCAAAGCCAGAAAUUCUGUGGCUAAAAGAUGGAGUCGCUGUUGAUCUGUUAGCACUCGAUUCUAGGUAUCACAGAGUUGCAGCAUCCAGUUUAAAUAUCUCUGAUAUUCGAGAGAUGGAUCAUGGAUCAUAUCAGUGUCGAGCAGAGAAUGACGUCGAUACCGAUGACGCAGUCGCCGAAGUUAUAGUCCAAGUACCACCAAAGUUUAUUAAGAAGCCAGAGGACAAAGUAGCUAACGAAAAUCAAGACCUUGAAUUGGAAUGCGAAAUUUACGGCAAGCCAGAGCCGAAAGUUACGUGGCUGAAAAACGGAGAACGCAUUAAUUUCAGUACUUAUUGGCAGCUUGUUAAUGGUUACAAUUUAAGGAUCAACGGAUUGCUGCCAAUCGAUGCAGGAAUAUUUCAGUGCAUCGGCGUGAACCCUGCUGGUAGUGUUCAGGCUUCGGCAAGACUGACAAUUAACCAGCCAAAGAAAGCAAACUCCCACAAGUCGACGACUCCGAAGCCGUUGCCAAAAAAGAAAUUAUUGUUGCAUCGACAAUUGUACAAUACUACCUGGCAACAUCCAAGUACACUAUUGGGUCACACGCUCUCAGCGUUCACUCCAAAUCCCCCAUUAUCCAUAAGCCCUUCCGAUGAUCCAGCAGAUCUUCCAGGAUCCAUCGGUAACCCUAAUUCCCUUUACGAUCCAAAGUCCCAUUUUCUAGAUGACACCGAAAGCCUGGAGUCCAUCGAUAGCAGCUUACCAACUGCUCCAAGGAAUCUAAGUCUGGUCAUCGUCAAGACAAGAUUUGUGACUCUACGAUGGCAGGAACCAGAAAGCACAAAUGGAGACAUUUUGAAUUAUUAUAUUUAUUACAAGCAGGAGGGUUCGCAAAGAGAAAGGGUUAUCACUACGCCACCAAAUCAGUUGGAAGCAGUUAUCGCAGGCUUGCAACCUAGUGUGACGUACCAGUUUCGUGUGGCAGCACAUAAUUCUCGUGGAGCAGGAGUGUCCAGUGAAGUUCUUCAUGUUACUACCCAUUCAGAGGCUGGUGUACCAGGACCUCCGACAAAUGUAAAAGGCCAUGCACUAAGCAGCGUAAGCAUCGCUUUAUCCUGGGAAGAACCACAAGUGGCCAAUGGAAAAAUAUCAAAGUACCUCAUAACAUAUACAGAGGGGGACAAUGAAGAAAAAAGUAUUGAGACUACAGGAAUGGCUUUCGAAUUGGUGGAACUGAUACCACACACUACAUACAGUAUCUGGAUACAAGCUGUUAAUGAAAAUGGCCCCGGUGUACCCAGCGCUGGGACUGUGGUUCGCACUUACAGUGCAGUACCUUCGCAGCCUCCUCAUAAUGUUACUCUCGAAGCAGCCAGUUCAACAAGUAUCAUUAUAAGAUGGGAGCCGCCUUUGGAGGGUCAGAAUGGAGUUAUCACGGGAUACAAAAUUCGCCAUCGGAAACAAGAUCGUCGGUAUCAUUCUAGCAUUGUAACCACCCAAGGGAAUCAACGACUUUAUGUCUUGAAUGGUUUGGAAAAGCACGUGACGUAUCAAGUGCGUAUGUGUGCUUUUAAUGUCAAUGGUACUGGGCCAUGGACUGAAUGGAUAACCGUGGAAACAUACGAGAACGAUCUGGAUGAAUCGAAGGAACCCAAUGCUCCGAGUAACCUUAGAACUAAAGCAAACUCAGAUUCGAUAGCAGUUUGGUGGAGUCCUCCGAAGGACCAAAGCGUUAAAGUCAGAGGAUACAUCAUCGGUUGGGGCAUAGGCUUUCCAGAUGUAUAUACUAAAGUUCUGGAUGGGAAGCAGCGAUAUUAUAUCAUUGAGUCUUUAGAGCCCAUGUCGGAGUACGUAAUCUCGCUUAGAGGAAGGAACGAAGUCGGUGAAGGGACUCCAGUUUAUGCAAAUGUAAGGACCACCGAGAGGUCUGCAGUCGAGUCAGUUGUACCAUUAAUUCCACCAGUAGGGCUCAAGGCAAUAGUUCUUUCUGCUACCACCGUUGUGUUAUAUUGGACAGAUACAAGUCUUCCAAAAAGUCAAUAUGUAACCGAUACUCGGUUUUACGUUGUACGUUACACCCCGUACUACCAUGGCAGCGUUCCACGAUACAAGUACCACAACGCAACCGAUCUGAAUUGCAUGAUUCAAGAUCUAAAACCCUACACUCAGUAUGAGUUCACCGUAAAGGUCGUCAAGGGUCGAAGGGAGUCCCCGUGGAGCAUGGUGGUUCUUAAUCAAACUCAAGAAACUAUACCUUCCUCACCUCCUCGUGAUCUUACUGUACAAAGUGUCGACGAUCGUCCAACUUCUGUCAUGCUACAAUGGCAACAACCGAAACAGCCAAAUGGACCGAUCACUGGGUAUAUCAUUUUUUACUCGACCGACAAUACGAAGAAGGACCGGGAUUGGCAGUUGGAGGCUGUUAUGGGUGACAAAACGGAGUUCAUCACGAAGCCUCUCAAACCCAGCACGACUUACUACUUCAAAAUACAGGCGAGGAACUCGAAAGGCUAUGGACCAUUUUCUGCAAUGGUGUCUUUCAGAACUCCUCAGAGCAAUGGCUCGGAUAUCUAUGACGAAUUGCAUGGCCGAGAUGGACGAGGACUUUCUGGGAUGAUAAUAUACAUUAUAAUUGGUUGCUCGAUAGUGCUAGCCACUGGUGUGGCUGUAGUCGUUGUGGUAAUGUGCUGUAGACGUAACCCAGACUCUCCGGAUCGUAAGAAAGGUUACAUGAAGGACUGUAACCAAAAAACAAAUAUAAAGCCCCCGGAUCUAUGGAUUCACCAUGACCAGAUGGAACUUAAGGCUUUGGAAAAAUCAUCGAUAAAUGGAGAGGCUUCGACCAGUGGAGUGGUCAGCAAUACUCUGCCUAGAUCUGGAAAUCAAGAUUAUAAUACAGACAGCAUACACCUUAAUUCCAGCUCUCUGGAUAAACGGACUUACGUACCAAGUUACAUGGGUAACAACGAAGAGAAGUGCUCGACCCUGACUAGGCAGCACGCUAGGUCCAGCCAUAAGCCUAAACUCAUUACUCUACCGGUUGACAGUGCACCAUUGCAUCAACCUAUAGCUACAGCCACACCGAUAGUGAAUAGCAGUAUGUCGCAGCCAACUAUUCAUGGCGCCUGCGCAGAUGUUCCAUCGGUGAGAUCAAACUAUCCACGAAAUGCUGCACAAUACAGCCUCAGUAGAGCUCACAUUACGCUGGAGCCUACACCAGAGUCCAGUCCGGAUUCUUGUAAUAUGCCUAGCUCGUAUGAACCUCUUCAGAGUCAGCUGUCGUACAGUUCUGGUGCACAAUCUUAUGGUGGAACAAGUCAAUAUGCCCCAGGUCACUAUGGGAGUGGUUCACAAACUGCGAGCAGCAGUGGUGGAUUAGACUCGAGUGGUAGUGGCAAGAGAAUGCAGGGACAUCCGUUGAAGAGUUUCAGUGUCCCUGCCCCUCCACCACAGUCUGCACCUUCUACACCAGCACAACAGAAACAUGGUGUGUCACAGGUGACUGUGAGGCCUACGAUGUCUGGUAGUCCGUACAAGAAACCACCAUGUGGUGGAACGCAGCUACAGAAGAAUCGUCUUGCCUCUGUUCUAAACCCUUCUCAUACUGCGGAGGAGAUAGAACGAUUAAAGCCAUCGUAUAGUACCGAAGAGCUUAACCAGGAAAUGGCGAAUCUCGAGGGCCUCAUGAAAGAUCUCAAUGCCAUCACUGCAUCAGAAUUCGAAUGCUGAAGUGUGUGGUUCCUAGUGUAACGUGCCAUGCCUAAACCAGACUAGUAUCGGGGGAUCGAAGAGUAUCCCUUGAUUUAAGAUUAGUGACGUUAGUACUUGAGAGACAAGAAGUAGAAGAGGAAUUACGUAAUUCCGCCUGAAGAGGACAUUCGUCGUAUUACAGGGAGAUGGCACCGAAGUGUUCACUUAGAUUCAUUGCUAUGGAUCGGUGGAUUCAGUGAUCGAAGAGAUUAUGAUCGACAAGUGUACGAAGAAGUGUACUCUUAUAUUCAGGGCCGUCAGGAUGUUUGAAUUUUAUUCUUAUGAAUUUUGUUUCUUAAUUUAUACCGGUGUGAUUGUUUCUGCAUCUUGAAGGACCGACAUGUCGCUCUCAGUAAGGGUCUCUCUGGUACUAGCGUUUUGCAGCUCUGCUUGCCACUUCGUGUGCUUCGGAAGACUUUUUUUCCCAAGUGGAGUGCACCGAGGCCUGUGAAACUCCAGUCAAGUCUGAGAAGUUUAAGCGAAGGAAGAGGACAAAGACUAUGCCUAUGCUUUUAUAAUUAAAGACCGUUGAUCAAUCUGCUAAAUCCUCACCGAUCCCUUCGGUGGCGAAGGGUUGAGAUUUCGAAGCUUGCCAUUGCUAUCGAUGUUCAUCAAUGUGCUUGUCUCCAUCGAGGAGAUGGCGUUCUUGCCUAUUGCCUAAUUAUUUAAUCCGAAGCUCUGAAGUGAUUCUUCGGAGGGACUGAAAUGUCCAUCCUGUGCCGGACACUGAACCACCUAAAUGAUAUGGACUCUUGCGAAGUGGUUGCAUCCUUGAUGCUUUGGUGCAUGGAUUUUCUAUACAGGUUUGGAGGAACAAUUUGGUCCACGCGUGGCUUUGAUCUUUCAUCUGCAGAAUCCAUGAUCUGCCGAGAAUUUUCUAUAAAACAGACUGCGAAGACAACUGUUCGGCAACCAUUUACAUCUAAACGUUUUCAUGACCAGAGCUACGAACAACCAACAGCAUACUGCAUUUCUACGAAACAAUUUACCGUCGCCGCACAAAGUAAAUUUUACUUUUAACUUAAAAUUAGAACAAAAGAUACGCUUAUUUUAAUUUCGCGGUAGCAUUUAUCGAUACGUAAUUGUUAUAUUUUACGUAUGGUACUAUAAUUUUCUAUAUCGACGAGAAACUUUGCAAUGCAAUAGUUUAAGUGCGCCGAAGACGUGGCGUAUCAAUUAGAUGUCUUUUCAAUUGAUACGUACGAUAUUGCUCCGUCAUUUCUCGAAACGAAGACAAUUACCUCUGCCUAUGGAAAUGAUUAAAAGACGAGUUGAUCGUUAUCGAUGCAUCGAAAAAGAUAACAGUUUUCAUUUGAAGCCUACAUUUUUUACAAGAAUUAACUAACGUUUUAAUUCAAUUCGUAUAUUCACCGUGAAUUUGGAAUUAAAACAAAUAAGGAUAUUCUAAUAGCACAAAAGAAAGUAAUUAAGUUAAUAAUUUUUGUACAAAUACGAAGCAUGCGUGGACCUUUCGACAUUACAUAGUUCGAUUUAAAAUGUAACAUCACAGCGAAGAAAUCAUGUUCUUUUUUUUUUUUUUUUUGUAUCGACCAAGGAGUCUAUCUUCUAGACUUAAAUCUUUCUCACCGAGAUUUCCCUUGUAUAAUUUAAAAAUCAAUUGAAAUUCUUUACAUUUCAUUUUCUUACAUCCUUCGCUGUGGACUGGAAAUGUGUAGAUUAUACUUUCGAGGGCCUUAAAAAGAAGUUAGAGCUAAGUUAUCUUUCUUCGAAGGUAUUGCGGCAGCUCGCACAAGAGAUUCUCUAGCGUUAAUAAACGACAAUUCGCGACAUUAAUGGUGUACUUUUUAAUACGUUUUUUUUUUUUUUUCUACAAUUUCUUACGAGCAUUCCUACUUAGAAUUAGAAGUCUUCGGAUGAUAAUUAACUUUAGCAUUGCGUCAAAAGCCUCUUUCAAUUGACAUCACCGAGCUAGAGAGAUUAUAACUCUUAUUCUUCUUAUUCUCUCAUUCAUUAAUAUUGCGAAUUGUACUCGGUCGUUUUAUAAUUAAUUAUUGUUUAGUAGCUCGAUCUCAUUCAAAGGAAGGAACGUUAAUUUAGAAAUUAAUGUCUGCACCGGCGUUAUUGUCUUAGGAUAAGGCCACAUAGAACGUUAAUUGUUAAUGCAAAAAAGCCAAUUUAUUACGUGUUUAUUGCCUACGCUUGUUGGUCUUUACGCCACACCAUAGAGACCUGUAAACAUGUCAAUUUAGUAGUAACUUUUCAUUAAAAAAAUCUCUCAGUAAGGAUGAAAUGUUUCUUCUAAAUAAUAUUGAUUAAAAGAUACCACUUGAAAAACUAUUCACGCAGUUUGACGUAAUAUAUUGACGCACAUAUGUGCAGAGUAGAGAAAUAGUCUCCGUCCAAUAUUUGACUCGAUAAUACUUAAAAGCUUGUAUGGAAACUUUUUUAUCACCCUAUAUUAACGAAUUAAUGGCAAAAAUUGUCAGAUUGAAGUUAAGUAAUCAGUCUCAACGUCGACUGUCAAGGUACUAAAUGCUGGAAAGAAUAUUUUUAAUAUUCUGGCUCGCAAGCUAACACUCGCAGCAAGUUUGGAGAAGUUUGGACAAGUUUGGAGAAGUUUGGACAAGCUUGUUUUUUAGAUUAGGCCAGCAAUCAGCAUUCUAUGUGGCUCUUUACUCCUAGGAUGCGUGCGUGUACGUCAGGCUUUAUCGAAAAAGUAUCGGAGUGCAUGAAGUGUCUCGAAACAAGACUCUUCGAUUCAACUGAGCCUUUCGAUGGAUUUGAUAACGAACUUUGUUUUAAUUAAAUAGACUACUGAAAUAUUUCUCAUGAAUUGAAAGGCUUGGAAGCUUGGAUAGGUAUUUUCCAGACACUUUGUAAAAAUUAACUCCGAUAGGUCGAUAAGAUUUUGUACCUCGAUUAGGUAGCUCGAACUCACCAGGAAUUCGUCUCGUUACGAGACGAGUAUUAAUUUAAGAGAGCUAUAAAGAAUAUUUUCUAUCUUGAUAUACAUAUAUACACACUCGCGUUUAUAUAAAUAUAUACAUACGAAUGGCGUCGUACGUAUUAUACAUUGAAUUUCUUAAGACAGGUUUUGUAUAAGACGAAGCUCAUUGAUCCUUACAAGAAUUUUUGUACGAGCCAGUUACAACUGAUCGAUGGCUAAUCGAAGGAAUCUUUUUAGGAGCUUUCAAAGAAAUUUCAUAAUCCUAAGGAUGUUGAAACAUUUCGUUUCAUCGAGUCAUAUUGAGAACAACCCAUUAUCAUGCGUCAAUAUUUUUUCAUUCAUUACUAAUUCCUUUCGCUUCAUGAAAAGUCUCAUCCACAGAAAAGAAAAGACUCAUCGACAUAAAUAUUGUCUUUCAACAAUGAACUGAACCUUGUCGAAGCUAAAUACUUGAAGGCUCUUCAUUCAACCGAAUGAUAAUUAAUAUUCGACACACAUGUAGAUUUUUCAUAAAGUUUUCUACUCUACCGUAACUUGAAAGUUUCAUAGUAAUUUAUCGAUGCAGGACUUUCUGCAGAAUGGAGCAUAAAAAGACUGGAAAGUAAUACAUAACGCUGGUACAGAAAAGAAUUUUAUGAAUACGACCUUGGUUCCGGAAGUCUGCUUGUAUCUAAAAAUUUCAAUUAAGAAAAAAAAGAAUACGAUAAUAGGCUUCGGCACAAAUUAAAUAUUUCAUUAAUGUUAAGAACUCUUCGAUGUAUAGAAAUUUACUACUGAGAUCAUCGUACACUUUUAUAAAGUGCAAAUAAAAAUGAUUACAAUGACUUUGUCAAUGCAGGCAUGUUAUAAAGCUUCAAUAUCCGGCGAGAAAUUCCAAACGACCUAAGAAACAUUCAAUGAAAUUUUGAAUUUCAUCCUUGCGAGACUCCUUCGCACAUUUAUGGCAAAGUCUGAAAUGACGUAGAAUUAUAUUGAAUCAUAGGUAAAGUACUAAAAUACCAUGUACGGCGUAUUUCAUGUACUGUAAACUGCAUUUACAUGUUCCGUGAUCAUUCUCAUGUAAUUUAAGGUGAUAUGAAAGGGUCAUUCUAUAUAUCGAAAGAUCAAAAUCUAUGAAAUUUAUAAAACUUUUCUCCAAACUGGGUGCACCGAAUCAUUUGAAACAUCAGCAAGUGAUUAUGAAAACCCUAAAGAAGAAUGUAAUGUGUGUGAAAUUUCAUUUUUCACAAAAAAAAAAUGUGAAUAACCCUUUCAUAUCAUCUUAACAGCGAAUCGUGGAGUGAAAUUUCCAUUGCCAUGUACACCCAAUGUUUUCUCUUAACUUUUAUUCUUAUUCUUCUUAUGUAAUUCCAAAGCUCGUUACGUAUGAAAAUCCUGAACAUGUAUGUUUUCUUUCCGCUACCAAAUUCCAUUGAUCAAUGAAUAAGAUCAUUUUUUUAACUUUUUGUACAGGCGUUUUUAAUAAAUAUCUUCCAAUGUAGUUAUUUCUUCAUGAAGAAGAUUAUCUACUUGGAACAUAUCUUUUGUAUUUGUUAGCUCCAUGUUAAUUAUCCACUUGAUUGUUUCCUUCGUUCAAAUAAUAUUUCCUAAAUUGUGGAUAUCAUGAAAUGUUCCGAUGAUAAAAGUUUCCAAAUUUUUCUGCUGGAAGGAUCGGACUAUUUAAAUAAGCUAUUUAAAAAUCAUUCCACGAUACUUAAUACUUUUUAAUACUUUUUCACAAUACCUAUCUCUCAUUUUUCAUCCUCGAUUACAGUAAUUAAAUUGACGAAUUCUUCGUCAAACAUAUUAUCGAUCAUCGUUACUUCUAUCUUUCACGUUUUGCCCCUUUUAUUGAAUCGAUGGAAUUUGAGGACUACUUCUUUACUCCGAUAUCACCCAACUUUCAAUUUCCUGUUCGGGCCAACAGAACAGCGAAGUAUCUUAAGGUGAUAUGAAAGUGUUAUUUUAUAUAUAUAAAAUGACACUUUCAUGUCAUCUUAAAAUAGAACCGGAAAGAAAAGACAGCAUGUAUAUUUGAUGUAUGUAUAGUACGAGUACAGCAUAGGUAUAGAUAUAUAUAUAUUUAAAAGAAAGCCGUAAUGAAUAAUUGUUAAAGUACUAGUAAUAAUUUUUCGAGAGACGCACAUUCUCGAAAGCCAGGCCUACGGGAGGGCCUAAGAAAUAUUUUACCACAAAAGUAUAAUUAGCGUAAUUAUACAUAUAUACAUACACCAUAUAUAUAUAUAUAUUUAUAUUCUCUAUACAAUUACUAUUUAUUUAUCGAAGCCACUAGUCGAAGGGACAUAGUGGCGAUUGUAAAACGAAUGUUUGCGAAACGCCAGAGGCUGGUCGCUUUCUGUAAGGAUUAUUAUCUUUUACUAUUACUUAUUAUUAAAAACGUUUAGAUUAUUGCGAUGAUUAUUUUUAUUGAUAUUAUUACCGUAGCGCCCGGUUGGUGGAGGCGGAUCGGACGUGUUAGCGUAUAAUAAGUAAUAAGUAUUGUAAUUCUGCCGAUAAUCGAAGACUAAAAACGCGACGCUAUCACCGACUGUACAUAAAGGAGAUAUAUUAAAUAGGGAAAGACGUACUAAGCGUUAACAAGGUAAUCGAUUAUUUAUGUAACUGCCGCUCUACCGAUUAAUAAUUAUAUUGCUAUAUUUGUACGAUAUAUACACGGCCAAUCCCGCCCCCUGAGAACAUUCGUAACAAGUGUGUGAUAAUAUUUGUAAAACUUGAUAUCAUCUAAUAAACGGUCUUUUAUGUUCUUUGCAAAA
Molecule: messenger RNA, 10091 nt
Organism: Orussus abietinus
Lineage: Eukaryota; Metazoa; Arthropoda; Insecta; Hymenoptera; Orussidae
Gene: fra
Product: neogenin
Biological process (GO): cell-cell adhesion
Cellular component (GO): membrane
Molecular function (GO): protein binding
Source: RefSeq, a predicted model, not a curated record